AUCAGCACCACAGUGUCCAAUAAGCACCAACCAUGACUUCAGCUCAUUAGAAUAUUUAGCACAGCCUCUUCCAAUAUAAAAACCUCUCCCCUUUGAUAAGAGAGCUGCAGAGGUUUUAAUUGACUGGCAAAUUAAAGACGAAGCACUAUGACAAAGAUCUGCAGAAGAGGAUUCCUGUCUUCUUUCAUCCUCGUCUCGUACAUCGCCGUGACAACUUCGAUGAUGCUCGACUUGACUGAACUGAGAAAUAAAAUUUCCAAACUCAAGGUGAACCCCAGAGGGAACCUUUGGGCAACAGGACAUUUUAUGGGGAAGAAAAGUGUUGGGGAAAGCUCCUUGAUGGAGUCUGCCUUUGAACAAAGAGAUAUGCCCUCUGACGGUGGUAAGAAUAUUGUUCAGGGAGAGGAAAGCCUGCAGGAAAUACUCAUCCAGAUGUUGAAAAGAGCCAAGCAUACAGAGGAGAAGACAAUAAACAGAGAAGGGGGAGAUCCUGUUUAAGGAGCACCAUACUUAUCAUCAUCCUGCUGAUGACGUUUUAUUUAAAAAAAACGACUACAAAUUUGUAACAUAAAUAAUUUUUUCUUCAGAUAUGGUUUAACAUGAGUGAUACCCUCUCAGCACUCUUACUUUUUGUCAUUUAUCAUAUAUGCUCUUGAUUUAUUAAUAAAAAAUUUGCAAAGAAGCUGUAAUGAAGCGUUUUGUUUCAUUUAGGUGUCUUUGGCGCCACCUGGUGGUCGCUCUACAU
Austrofundulus limnaeus is the source of this 745-nucleotide messenger RNA. RefSeq names its product neuromedin Ba (gene nmba). Bases 148 to 498 code for a protein of 116 amino acids. NCBI's taxonomy places the organism in Eukaryota, Metazoa, Chordata, Actinopteri, Cyprinodontiformes, Rivulidae. The transcript has 3 exons. The record is from RefSeq and is a predicted model, not a curated record. Gene Ontology annotation, biological process: neuropeptide signaling pathway. Gene Ontology annotation, molecular function: neuropeptide hormone activity.